This is a messenger RNA of Lindgomyces ingoldianus, 1496 nucleotides long. RefSeq names its product thiamine diphosphate-binding protein. Gene Ontology annotation, molecular function: oxidoreductase activity, acting on the aldehyde or oxo group of donors, disulfide as acceptor. Gene Ontology annotation, biological process: branched-chain amino acid catabolic process. The transcript is spliced from 4 exons. Bases 45 to 1436 code for a protein of 463 amino acids. NCBI's taxonomy places the organism in Eukaryota, Fungi, Ascomycota, Dothideomycetes, Pleosporales, Lindgomycetaceae. The record is from RefSeq and is a predicted model, not a curated record.
UAAGUCUCGACGCCGCACACAAGAGGCCAUGUAGCCUCACCACAAUGUCUUUUCGCUAUUCAGCUCGCAGACUCCGGUAUAGAAAGCCCUGGAGCUCUCCAGCCUGCCUCAAUGGCGCGCAACCCCCGCAAGUGGCACCUGCAUGGCAGGCUUGUCGAACUGUUGCUUCUACCCCGACUGCUGAGAGAGUCCUAUUCCCUGGUGCUUUGAAUAGCCAGUUCACUAAUACGCUCGCCUUUCUCCGACCAGCGGCAAAGGAAGCUAUCCCAACGUACCGCGUGCUAGAUCAGUAUGGACAGGUGCUGGACAAGGAGACUGGGGUGGAUACAGAGGAUGAAGAAGCCUUGAAAUUAUAUCGGAAUAUGGUUUGCUUAAGCAUUAUGGACCUCCUCAUGUUUGAGGCCCAGAGACAGGGACGACUGAGCUUCUAUAUGGUUUCUGCUGGCGAAGAAGGCAUAGCCAUCGGCUCCGCAAGUGUCCUGUCCCCUUCCGAUGUCAUAUUUUGCCAGUACCGCGAAACCGGCGUAUACAUGCAACGAGGCUUCACUCUAGACCAGUUCAUGAACCAGCUCUUCUCUAACGCGAAGGAUGUCGGGUUAGGCCGCAACAUGCCCGUACACUAUGGCUCCAGUGAACUCAAUAUCCACACCAUCUCCUCCACCCUUGCAACCCAGAUACCCCAUGCCGCAGGCGCAGCUUACGCUCUAAAGCUUCAGAACCAGCAGCAACCUGAAGUCUCGCCUCGGAUAGCUGUAUGCUACUUUGGCGAAGGCGCCGCAAGUGAAGGUGAUUUCCACGCUGCAUUGAACAUCGCCGCAACGCGCCAAGUCCCAGCCAUCUUUAUCUGCAGGAACAACGGAUAUGCCAUCUCCACACCCACAAGCGAGCAAUACCGAGGCGAUGGCAUUGCCGGUCGCGGCCCAGGCUAUGGCAUGGACACGCUCCGCGUCGAUGGCAACGAUAUCUUCGCCGUCCGCCGCGCAACAAAAGAAGCCAGGCGAAUAGCUCUAGAAGAUGGCGGUAAACCAGUAUUAAUCGAAAUGAUGGCAUACCGUGUCGGACAUCACAGCACAUCCGAUGACUCCUUCGCCUACCGCCAGAAAGUCGAGGUCGAGGACUGGAAGCGUCGCGACAACCCCAUUGCCCGGUUACGCAAGUGGUUAGAAGGUCGGAGUCUGUGGGAUGAAGACAAAGAACGAGCAUUGCGAAGCGAGUUGAGAAAGGAGAUAUUGGGGGCCUUUGAUAAGGCGGAGAAGGAAAAGAAACCAGCAAUUAGGCACGCUUUUGAGGGGGUUUAUGAGAAGUUGACGGAGGAACAGAGGGCCCAUGUGGAGGAGUUGAGAGAUAUUUUGGAGAGGUAUCCGAAGGAGUAUGAUGUCGAUCAGCAUGAGGGUGGGUUGGAGUCUUUGGUUCAGUUGAUGACGGAGGAGAGAUAGGUAAAUAGCAUGUCUUUGCGGUUCUGUAAAACCACAAGAAGAAUAAUUAAGUAUGAUAAU